UGGCGCGGCCUGGGGUUUGUUUGUAUUGUGGGUGGUACGUGUGCAGCCCGGGAAAAACUGGAAAUGGCGUCGCCGAGCGGGAGGUCGCCGUCCACUCUGCACAGAAAAGGACUGAUGGCGGCUGACAGGAGGAGCAGAUGCACCCUGGGCUGUGUUAGUUUGACCAGAAAGGAUAUGGGGCAGGGGGCACAGCGAGACAGACACUUGACUGUCUCUCUGAGGUCUUUGAUGGUGAGUCUCGAUUUCUUCCAGUUGAGCUGUGACUAUGACACAAGUCUCCCUUUCUCGGUGUGUGAGACCUGCCCCCCUCACAAGCAGCUCCGCCUGUCCACAGGUCCCAUGGAACACUCCUUAGAUAAUGGGGAUGGUCCUCCCUGCCUUCAGGUGAAGCCAUGCACUCCUGAGUUUUAUCAGGCACACUACCAGCUGGCCUAUAGGUUGCAGUCUCAGCCUCGUGGCCUGGCACUGGUGUUGAGUAAUGUGCACUUCACUGGAGAGAAAGACCUGGAAUUUCGCUCUGGAGGGGAUGUGGACCACAGUACUCUAGUCACCCUCUUCAAGCUUUUGGGCUAUAAUGUCCAUGUUCUACAUGACCAGACUGCACAGGAAAUGCAAGAGAAACUUGAGAAUUUUGCACAGUUACCUGCACACCGGGUCACAGACUCCUGCAUAGUGGCACUCCUCUCACAUGGUGUGGAAGGUGGCAUCUAUGGUGUGGAUGGCAAACUGCUUCAGCUCCAAGAGGUUUUUCGACUUUUUGACAAUGCUAACUGUCCAAGUCUACAGAACAAGCCGAAAAUGUUCUUCAUCCAAGCAUGCCGUGGAGACGAGACAGACCGAGGGGUUGACCAGCAAGAUGGAAACAACCACCCGCAAUCCCCUGGAUGUGAGGAGAGUGAUGCCGGCAAAGAAGAAUUAUUGAAGAUGAGACUGCCGACUCGCUCGGACAUGAUAUGUGGCUAUGCUUGCCUAAAAGGCACGGCUGCCAUGCGGAACACCAAACGGGGUUCCUGGUACAUUGAAGCACUCACUCGGGUUUUCUCUGAAAGAGCUUGUGACAUGCACGUGGCUGACAUGCUGGUUAAGGUGAAUGCCCUUAUCAAGGAGCGUGAAGGCUAUGCCCCUGGCACAGAAUUCCACCGAUGCAAGGAGAUGUCUGAGUACUGUAGUACUCUGUGCCGGCAGCUCUACCUGUUCCCAGGCCACCCGCCCACGUGAUGCCACCUGCUCUUCCUGCUGUUGGAGGCCACUGAACCAUGGGGGGCACAAUGGAGCUUUCUCUUCAGGAUGUUUUUUUUCUAUCUACCCCCUCAGGGAUAUGAGACUCUCCCAGGUUGUUUCCUGUCAGCCGUCUCCAUCUUUGGGUAUGAGACUUACAGACAGCUCUUCCGAUGUGGUGCGCUCUCCCUGUAGAGCCAACUCUGAAUGGAGUUACGGCCAGAAGCAUUUUGGCUAUAGCCAAAGCACCUGGAAAAUGACAUUGUGAACACAGUAUUGAGGGGAGAGGACAUAUGGAUUUCUCAUUGUUUGCUAUUUCUGUUCCCAGGGCUUUUAGGGGUACUUUGCUCAUUGCUUUUGUUCCAUCAGUUAAGGUAUCUCAGAGAUCGUUUCCUAUCUUAUUUUUUUCAUAUCUAAACCUCAUUUGUCCCACAGUGAAGAAUUGGAAGAUGUCUCAGUUUAAUGUAAGUGUGCUCAUCUGUCUUGAUGAGGCAGAUGAGAGAAUUAGACCCUGCUUCUGUGAGCAGAAGUUCCUGGGCAUUUGAGUGCAGGCCCUGGGCCCUAGGUGACGAACCAUCUUCUCAGCUUUGCCCUUUGCUCCUUUGUGCUCUGUGCACCCAGCCUUUGAACAGAGCCUGAGGUCUGCAUGCCUAACUCUGGAAGUUGUAGAAAUUUCCCUGGUCCUGCUGUAUUUGAAUUGUCAUUGAGAUGAACCUGGUAGGGCAUUUCAGUAUAAAGUGCAGUGACAGGUAAGCGUGCCAGGUCUCACAGUGUCACCUGUCACCAGGAUCUCCUUCCUUGCUGUGAUUUCUGCAGUGCACUUACACUGUACUUCAUAUCUGGCCAUCAUGAAGUCUCUUGCUUUGCACUGAUUCCCACUUUCCUUUCCUCCCGUUCACUGCUUCUGAGAAGUCUGUGAAGUCCCCCUUUGCAGUGUCUGGCCACUGAAGGUGCACUGUAGUUCCUGUUCCUGCCAUCUGCUUCAGCGUAAAGUUCCUUCAGUUUAUGAGGCAUUACCCGCCCCCCCCCAUUGUUCUGUGUUAGGAGGAUAGUAACAUACAUGAUACUCCAUUAACCUCUAAGCACUUCUCUCUGCUUUUAUGAAACUUUCUUAUUCUUUAAAAUCUUUUGCAUUUCCAUUUUGCCUCUUCUAGUUUAUUCUCCACAUAAUAGUAGUUUUUUUUUUUUUUUUUUUUUUUUUUAAACCCCUGCUUAGAACACUGGCUUUCUGUUACACCUCAUCUAAAAUUCAAAUGCUUACCCCAGUUUACGAGAUCUGGCUCUUACCUUCCUUUUGGAUCUCAAUAAGUGGUGAUUUCUCACUGUGCUCCAGCCCCUCUCGGUUCCUCAAAUCAGAGCCAUGGUUUUCUGAGCUCUCUAUUCCUGAGUCUAGUGGAGACGUCUCAACCAUGCUAUCCACGAACAGUCUUCUGGACCUCUGCUGACUGCAGCAUGGUGGCCGUUCAUUGUGCUUCUGCAGUUUGUAAGGCACAUUUGCAUGUUUCACUUGUUGAUAUCUUCCCUACUAAGCUGAAACCUCCCAGAGCAGAAACCAUGUUUCUUACUCUAUACCCAGUACCUGGAACUUAGUAGGUCUUCGAUGAUUGUUUCUUGAAUAAAGGAAGGAGGCAAGCAGCUAACUCUAGUGAAAUCCUACCUUUUAGCAAUUUCUAAGUUGCUGUUAUAGUAUACAGGUUAAUUAGUAUUUGUACUCUUCUGGUUUUUUCAGUUGUUUUAUUUUUAUCCACUGAUUUGUUGUUUGUUUUUAAACUGUUUGAAGACAUAUCACAUGUGAGACAACUUCUUUCACAUCUCCAUGGUGCCCAGUAUGUUUGAGGCCUAUGGUAGUUGAGGUGCUCAAUGUUUGUUGUGUGAACCAGGUGGUUUGAAGACUUCCUGCAAAAUUCUGCCUUUGGGUCAGUAUAGAAUGCAUAUAUUUGAGUGAUAGAAUCUUCACACUUUCCACUGCCAAGAAUUUGUAUUGCCAUCAGGUGCCAAAUAAAUGUUGAUGCUUAUUACUGA
This is a messenger RNA of Alexandromys fortis (reed vole), 3240 nucleotides long. It is a transcript of the gene Casp2, whose product is annotated as caspase 2. The record is from RefSeq and is a predicted model, not a curated record. The coding region runs from base 64 to 1218 and encodes 384 amino acids. The transcript has 9 exons. NCBI's taxonomy places the organism in Eukaryota, Metazoa, Chordata, Mammalia, Rodentia, Cricetidae. Gene Ontology annotation, molecular function: cysteine-type endopeptidase activity. Gene Ontology annotation, biological process: proteolysis.